Hymenoscyphus albidus is the source of this 839-nucleotide messenger RNA. NCBI's taxonomy places the organism in Eukaryota, Fungi, Ascomycota, Leotiomycetes, Helotiales, Helotiaceae. The record is from the annotation of a GenBank genome assembly.
AUGACAACCGAAAAGCCAACCUUCCUCAUCGUCCACGGAGCAUGGCACCCACCCUCUUGCUACCAACCCCUCAUCACAACUCUCUCCUCCUCCUUCCCCGUAAAAGCAAUCACCCACCCAAGUCUCAACCCCUCCGAUCCCCAAACAGCAACCUGCUCCGCCGACACCGACGCCCUCCGCUCCACCCUCCUCUCCCUCCUCGAAGCAGGAAAAGAAGUAAUACUCCUCACCCACUCCUACGGCGGCAUCCCCGGCCACGCAGCAGCCCACGGUCUGAGCAAGCAAACCUACGUCCAAGCCGGGAAACCAGGUGGUGUGAUAGGGGUCAUUAACAUGGCGGCUUUUAUCGUUCCCGAGGGGCAGAGUUUGCUCGCGGGUGAGGAGAAUGCUGCUUGGAUUAAAGAAGAUGAUGUAAUUAUCUCCUUCCCUAUCUCAGGUCCGUACCAUAUCCAAUGUUAGUACUAACCUGUACACACCAGCCCUCCUCAGGCCUCUGCACAGUCCCCUUCCCAAUCCCAGUAUUCUACCAAGACGUACCCCCCGAGACUGCAGUCGCACUCUCCUCCUCGCUCCUCCCCCAUUCGAUCCUCUCUUUCAAUUCCCCCUCUCCGGCACCCGCCUGGAAAGACCCGGAGUUCGCAGGCAGACUAUUAUACAUAAGGUGUAUGCAAGACAGAGCCAUCCCAGCGUCCAUGCAGGAUCUAAUGAUAAAGGAUAGUGGGGUGGAAUGGGUUGUGAGGGACAUAGAUGCUGGUCAUAGUCCGUUCUUGAGUCGACCUGAGGAGCUGAGUGAUAUUUUGAAAGAGCUGGCUGAGAUUUUUGGAGGGACAGGAAUUUGA